Molecule: messenger RNA, 2001 nt
Organism: Elaeis guineensis (African oil palm)
Lineage: Eukaryota; Viridiplantae; Streptophyta; Magnoliopsida; Arecales; Arecaceae
Product: galactoside 2-alpha-L-fucosyltransferase
Biological process (GO): cell wall biogenesis; xyloglucan biosynthetic process
Cellular component (GO): membrane; Golgi apparatus
Molecular function (GO): galactoside 2-alpha-L-fucosyltransferase activity
Source: RefSeq, a predicted model, not a curated record
ACCUCCUUGGGUCCCUCCCUAGCUUUUCCGCUAGAAAUCCUUUUGAUAAUUCCUUUGCCUGGUAAUAAAGAUAUCAACUAGCUUGUUUCAAAAUUCGUAUUUGCCUUUGUUAAAGUGAAAUGAGGAUAGUUGUGAAGCCAUCCCGGAGUCAGCAACCAUCUACCAGCUUCCUUAAUUCGGGAGUGCCAGAGAAGAGACUCCUCAAAGGAACCCUGGGGCUUGGGUUUAUCUUAAUGGUUUUUUUGGUGGUUAUACCUCUUGUAGUUAUCAUCCUUGGAGGGCACCAAAGCCCAUUGCCGAUUUGGCUUCGAGAAGUUGGAGUAUGGGCAAGAGGAGGCUUAGAAGAUAACUUUGUUACAUCCAAGGGACCGAAAGACAAACAUCUUGGUGGUCUAUUACCUGCUGGAUUCCAUGAAGAAUCCUGUUUGAGCCGAUAUCAAUCUGCAUCAUACCGGAAAGCAUCGUCUCACUUGCUAUCCCAUUAUCUAUUAAGAAGGCUAAGAAAGUAUGAAGCCCUCCAUAGGAGAUGUGGGCCAAACACAGCAUUGUACAACAAAACCUUAGAACAGUUGAAGAAGCGUUGCAACAACGAGACUGCCGAGUGCAACUACGUGUUAUGGAUACCGUUCAGUGGCCUAGGGAAUAGGAUGCUAACCCUUGCUUCAGCUUUUCUUUAUACUCUUCUUACAAACAGGGUCUUACUCAUCCACACAGAUGCUAGCAUGAACGACCUCUUCUGCGAGCCGUUUCCUCAUACCUCAUGGCUGGUUCCUUCUGAUUUUCCUAUGAAGGGGUUCCCGAAAUUUAGCAGCAACAGUCCUCGGUGUUAUGGCAAAAUGCUGAGAAGAAAAGCUAGUGCUAACAAUAGUGAUGAUGUUGUGAAGCAGCGACUGCCUGCUUAUGCCUAUCUUCAUCUAUUUCAUGAUUAUGAUGACUUUGAUAUGCAUUUCUUCUGUGAAGAUGAUCAGAAAUUUCUUCAGAAUAUCCCUUGGCUGGUUAUUGGAUCAGACAAUUACUUUGCACCAUCUCUCUUUUCAAUUCCAUCAUAUGAGGAAGAAUUAAGCAGGCUCUUCCCGAAGAGAGAUACUGUUUUCCAUCAUUUGGGACGUUACCUUUUCCACCCAACCAACACAGUGUGGGGUAUGAUAACCAGGUAUUAUCAAGCUUAUCUUGCAAAGGCUAAGGAAAGGGUAGGCAUCCAAAUAAGAAUUUUUAACAGAGGUAGUCCAUUCAUGAAUAUAUUAGAUCAGAUCCUUGCAUGUUCUUUAAGGGAAAAUUUGCUGCCUGAUAUCAAUACAAAAGGACCAAUUGUUUCGAUGACAAAUAAAGGAAUAUCAAAAGCUGUUCUUGUUACUUGUUUGCACUCUGAAGUCUAUGAGAAGAUGAAGACAAUGUACUACGAGCACCCGGCUGUUACUGGUGAGAUUAUUGGGGUUUAUCAACCAAGCCAUGAACAAGUCCAGCAGACAAAAGAGGAGAUGCACAACAAGAAAGCAUGGGCGGAGAUUUAUCUUUUGAGUUUGACAGAUGUAUUGGUUACAAGUGCCUGGUCCACAUUUGGAUAUGUGGCUCAAGGUCUUGGUGGUUUAAAACCAUGGAUUUUGAUCAGGUCGGAGAACAUGACGAUGCCAGACCCUCCCUGCCGUCGAGCCUUAUCAAUGGACCCUUGCUUUCAUAAUCCUCCCACUUUCUACUGCCAUGGCAAGAGAGAUGUUGAUGAGGUACUGGGCUCGCAUGUGAGAUAUUGUGAAGAUAUGAGCUCAGGCCUCAAGCUGGUUGACGAAGCUUAAUGUCUGUUUCUUACUGACCUUUUGCAUUCGGAUAUGCUAGAGAUCCUGCUAGAUGUAUGGUUUGACUGUACAAAAAUCACCAGAUAUUUGAUAGAUAGAACUCCACUAGUUAAUUAUUUUGUGUAUAAUUAGAAAAAUGUAAGUGAAGGACAUUACCAAAGAAUAACCUUUUAAUUUCAUACACAAUAGCAGAUUAAAUUUGCAGCCUUAA